Messenger RNA from Elaeis guineensis (African oil palm), 1133 nucleotides. RefSeq names its product probable inactive heme oxygenase 2, chloroplastic. Gene Ontology annotation, biological process: phytochromobilin biosynthetic process; heme oxidation. Gene Ontology annotation, molecular function: heme oxygenase (decyclizing) activity. The record is from RefSeq and is a predicted model, not a curated record. NCBI's taxonomy places the organism in Eukaryota, Viridiplantae, Streptophyta, Magnoliopsida, Arecales, Arecaceae.
GAUCGAACCCUCGCCAUCUCCGGCGAAGCGAAGGAGAAAGGAAUCAAUGUUGUCCUUUGGCGCAGCAGCACCAUCUUCUUUGAGGCUGUUGGAAAACCCCCGCUUUCCCUGCACCACUCCCCCACCAUCCCCAAAUCUUUCCUUCAACCCAAAGAACCCCCGCUUCUCCUUCUCCUGUUCCUGCUCGUCCUCCUCCUCUCCCUCGUUUUCCCCCCCUUCUGCUCCUCCCUCUCCAUCCGCCCCUCCCGUGACGAAGAAGAGGGUGAGGUACCGCAAGCUCCACCCGGGGGAGAGCGAGGGCAUCGUCGAGGAGAUGAGGUUCGUCGCCAUGAGGCUCCGGAGCACCCCCACCGGUGGCGACGAGAAGGCGGAGGGGGAGGGAGAGCUCGAGCCGGGUGGCGGCAGGGACACCUGGCAGCCGAGCAUGGAGGGAUUCCUCAAGUACUUGGUCGACAGCAAGCUCGUCUUCGACACCGUUGAGCGCAUCGUGGACGAGUCAACCGAUGUCGCCUAUGUUUACUUCAGAAGAACUGGUUUGGAGCGAUCGGCAAGUCUUUCAAAAGAUUUAGAGUGGUUCAGACAACAAGAUCUUGUGAUUCCAGAACCAAGUGCUCCUGGAAUUACUUAUUCUACUUAUCUUAAAGAACUGGCCGAGAGAAGUGCACCAUCCUUCUUAUGCCAUUUGUACAACAUAUAUUUUGCACAUAUCUCAGGUGGCCAAGAAAUAGGUAAAAAGGUUUGUGAGAAGCUUUUGGAAGGAAAGGAACUUGAAUUCUACAAAUGGGAUGGGAAUGUACAAGAAUCAUUGAAAGAUGUGAGGGAGAAUCUGAACGAGCUGGGACAGCAUUGGACCCGGGAUGAAAAGAACAGAUGCCUAAGAGAAGCAGCAAAGUCAUUCCGCUUUUUGGGACAAAUUGUCCGCUUGAUCAUUCUGUAGCAAUUUCUGCAUUCCAUCCUGACCGACUCUUACUGGUUAGAAGAAACCCUAGGCAAAACUAAAGUGCCAGGAAAGAAAUGAUGUAGAACCAAUUUCAUGUGUCUUUUUGACAUCAGACUCACUAUUGAUUGUUUUUGUUGUGUCCAUUAUUUGAAGUCCAUCAGUAAUCAAUUGGUAUCAUAUAUUCUUUCUAACA